Mesorhabditis spiculigera is the source of this 3735-nucleotide messenger RNA. The record is from the annotation of a GenBank genome assembly. Lineage: Eukaryota; Metazoa; Nematoda; Chromadorea; Rhabditida; Rhabditidae.
AUGGACGAGGGGCCACCACCCUUUAAUGUGGUGGCCGAAACACAGGACGAGCCCCGGUUCAUUCAUGUCGUUGAAGAAGACAGCGAUGACAGCGACCGGGACAUGUCGUUGCCGGACCCGGAUUUUGAUAGCAUUUCGCAUCCCCCGUCGGUGGCCGAGGUGCCGCGCAACUUUGUCGAAGAGCCGACCUCCGUGCCCGAGUACACCACCGAGUGGUCGGACGGCUCGGUGACGCAGCUGAAAAGCGUUGUGCACGAGGAGCAGCAGCAGAUGGUGAUCAAGGUGGCCAAGCAGCUCCCCAACGGCCAUAUCGAUACAAUGUCCGGCAUCAGCGAGACGGUCCGCGAGUACGAGCAGCACGACGCGAGCACGUUCAAGCCAAACGACGAAAACCUGUCGCUCGCCUCGAAGUCGGCGUCGCUGGAAGCCGUUGUUGAGCAGGAGCAGGGCGAGCUGAACGGCUCGCUGACACCGGAUGAGCCGGCGAAGUCCGACUCUACUUUGCCGGCUGCUGCUCCAGAAGAGGAUGACGAUGAGUUUGGGGACUUCACGGUGGCGAGCACGUCGUCGUUAGAUGAUCAGCAGACGCUGCGCGCUCAGGAGGACUCGACCCAGGGCUCCGGAGACGCGAACUGGGGCUUUUCGGCAAAGGAAGACGGCUUGAAUUCGACGCAGGGCUCGGAGACGCCCGCCCAGGGCUGGGAUGCCUUUGCGGCCGCCCCUUCCGGUUCUGGCGAUGCCGACGAUGAUGACGACGAGUGGGGUGACUUUGCGGCCGCGGCUACGGUAGUGGAAAGUAAGCCGGCCACGCGCGCCUCGAUCAACGACGCCGACGACUGGGACGAAGCGGACUUUGUGGCCGCUCCGCCGCCGCCGAAAAUUCCGGAGAUCUCACUCCCGCUGAUCGGCGACAAGCUGGCGAUCUCGACGGAUUUUGAUGGGUUGCUGGUUGAUGAGGAGUACCCCGACGACCGCCCAGAAGAUGCUCAUGUUUUUGCGAUUCGCGAGACGCUCGACGCUGGCGAGGAGCCAUCGAUGCUCGUGUCGGAGAUUGUAUCCCGAUGCUCAGAGAUUUGGCUGGCGCUGCGCAUCGUCGAGGAGGCCGUCUCCCUGCGCUACCAGUUCCCAGACUCGGCCCUGGAAGCCUUGUUUCAUGAAGCCCUGGGAGUCGAUAAGCACGCUAUCCGCACGACGACGACGACGCAGGCGCUGUCCGACGCCGUCCUCGUGCCGACGCCGAUUGGAGAGAAUAGUGGUCGCGGUGGCCGCCCGGUGACGCUGUCGACAAGCGGAAGCGGCACAUCGAUUACCACCAAGCAAAACGGCGCCGGGGGAUCGAUUACGCCAGCUAAUCAUGAUCAGUCCCCGCCCCCGUUCAAGAUGGCCGACUCGCUCGCCGUCCCGCCGGCCGACUUCAACUGGGCCGAUGCCGGACUUGUUAACCCCCUGAAAUCUGGCGGCUCCUCCCCAGGCUCCACCCUGCUUGACGUCGAUUUCUUUGAUCCGAAGGGCCCGCAGACGGUCACGUCGAGUGCUGCUUUCUUGGAGAGGGAUCUUGAGCAGCUCGGCCUGUCCACCACCACCUCGUCGAAGCAGCUGCCGGGAUCUAUGCAGAACAGCGCGGACCUGGUUUCCUCCCUUCUACAACAAUCCGCAUCCGGUGGCCAUCAGCAACGCCAGACCGUUCACCUGAAGCCGUCGGAGCUGUCGUUGGACGCGCUGGCCCUCCAUGACCGCCUCCCCAGCCUGUCCUUCCUCCUCGACAACGACCCCCUCCGCAUGCCGACGCAACAGACAGCAAAGCCAAAAAAGGCGAUUGUCAUUGAUGGGUUCCCAAAAGGCAAUCCCGUUUCGCUCGAUGCCGCCAAGUACGCCUGGCACUACGAGACACUUCGGGCUGAUGAGGAUGGAAAAUGCGAUCCUGACAACAUCCCGCUGGUCAUCUUCUCGAUGGACGGCCUGGCCAAGGAUUAUUUCGACCGGGGAAUCCUGCGCAAUUUUGACUUUAUCGCCGAGCGAGGGGUGAAGGCGGAGGGCGUCUUCCCGUCGUUUCAGUCCAAGACGUUUCCGAACCAUAUGAGCAUCGCCACCGGGCUCUACCCCGGCUUUCACGGGAUCGUCGAUGCCUGGAUGUACGACCCGAGGAUCAAGGCGCGGCCUAUCGACAUCCGAAAACCGAGCCCCACCGAGCGUCAAUUCUACGAUAGCGGAGAGCCGUUUUGGACGACGUUCCACCGGCAGACCGGGAAGAAGGUCGCCUGUUUCCAGUUCCCUGGCUGUCCGCAUUACCCAGAAUCACCAUUCAUCACCGAACCCUACCAGCCGAACCGGCAGAUGAGCGAGGUGUUCGGCUGGGUGCUGGAGCAACUCGCGAAACCAUCCGCCGAUCGCCCUAGCCUGAUCCUCGGCUACAUGGACGAGCCGGACGCGACGAGACACGGAUUCAAGGGCGAUUCGAACGAGGUGAGAACCGUCUUGGAGCGGCUCGACACGGAAAUGGCGAAAUUCCUAAACGAGCUCUACCAGACGGGUCGUUUGGGCUGCACGAAUUUUGCCUUCCUGUCCGAUCACGGCUUUAUGGACGUCAGGCGAAACGUCGACCUGAGCGGAUACGACUUCGGCGGCGAGCAGACCCUGCCGGGGGUGGUUACCCGGAUUCACCGGGGUGAAAAUGGUCCACUUCCCUCCGCCUACUUCGAGAAGGCCAAAUGCGAAAGGCCGCGAGACGGCUUCAAAAUCUACGACAAGAAGCUGCUUCCGCCGAGGCUCCACUUCUCGGAUCACCCGCGCGUCGGCGAUAUCUUCCUGCUCUCCGAGCCGGGCGUCGAGUUCAAAGUCCUCGAGCCGGGAAAAGACGUGCUGGGCAGCAACCACGGAUGGGACUACUUGGCGCCGGAGAUGACGACCGUCUUCUACGCGAUGGGGCCGGCGUUCAAGCGCGGAGCCCUGCUCGCUCCCUUCCAGAACGUCGAAUACUACAAUUUGUUUAGUGAAAUCCUCGGCGUCGAGCCGGUGCGCAACAACGGCACGCUGGGCAAGCUGUGGCCGGCCUUGAAAAUGCCGAAAAACGAUCGAGAGGACCCGUUCUACGAUGGGUCCAAGGACAUGGAUGAUUGCAAGCACAACGCCAUGAUGUGGAAGACACCUUACCGGGCGCCUAUGCUGAUGCCGUUCAAGACGAUGGCGGGCACCCAUGCGUAUUGCCUGCGAUCAGAAAAGCAAGGGAUCGUGAUCGCCACGAUGGUGCCUCACCGGGAAGGCCGUCUCUACAUCGAAUCGCAUCAUGGCCCAUGGCCGGGCUCGCCUGGCCGUUUCGCCCAAUUCGAGAGGUUAGAACAAGGCAACCCCCCGGCCGCUACGCCGCAAUUCUGGUCCAAGAUUUGGGAGCCGCUGCAAAAGCUGGUCUGGGAAUGGCAGGAGAAGCAGCUCGGGAUCGUCGUGUAUUCUGGCUACACUCACUUCCGAUCGCGCUGGUACGCCUACCGUAUCAUCGUGAGGUGCGAAAACAACUUUCUCCAAGAAUAUUACUGCCAAGAACCGGCUGCGACCCGCACUCUCUCCUUCCUCGUGCCAAUGGACUUCGAGGACCCCAACUGUCUGCCAACCGAUCGCCUCCUCCUCUCCUACACGGCCCGCAUCCGUGACAUCGAGCUGUACAGCGGUUUCCACCUCAUGCCCUAUCUACCCUACCACAUCGCCGUCAACCUGAAGACGAACAUCACGAUGGAGCUGUGG